Molecule: messenger RNA, 3269 nt
Organism: Pseudo-nitzschia multistriata
Lineage: Eukaryota; Bacillariophyta; Bacillariophyceae; Bacillariales; Bacillariaceae
Source: the annotation of a GenBank genome assembly
CAUUUUCAAGAAGAAAGAAAGUCGAAUGAACUAUCUGGGAUCAGAUUUCAACAGUUCCGGAUCGGUCAUAGCAAAGGAGGAGCUCAGAGCCGCCCGAACAAAACGAGGAGAAUGCGUUACCUGCGGAAGAAAGUGCUUCCGAAAAAAACUGUUCAAGAUAGUUCCACUGGAUGUACAAGGAAAGGUUCUGAACGGCCGUUGCCUCAACUGCAAACCCUUACAACCGAAAGAUAUCUCGGUCUCCUCGUUGAAAUUGAAAGCCAACGCUAGUUCAUAUCCCGAUCUACAAUCGCCGUCCCCCAACCCCAACGGUGUAGGUCGCAGCCUCGGACGCAAUGACAGCCACAACAGGGGCCUUGUGAGCGCGAGGAUGCACAAGAAAAGCAACUCACGCAAUUUUCUCCUUAAGCAUUCCCAACCGUCGAAUCACCAUCUUCGCCACCAUCUACAAGAUCAUCUCCGGAAAUGCCAGAGCAACAAGGAAGUCACAGAAGCAGUGCUCGGAGGAACACGUAACCAAUAUCAGCCGGCACGUACCAAUUCCACUCCGUUGGCGCACGUCAACCGCGAGAAUACUGGCAGCAACGGCAAUGUCGCUGCCAACACUGUUGUCAAUACCAACAAUACCAACAACCAGCACGGCAGCACCCACAGCAACACAACUGCAAAUACCGCUCUGACCACUCGUCCGAGUAUUGCAUCUGCCUCCUUAAAUGUAGCCACCAGCAACAGCUCGACCCGAUCCCUCGGAAGCUCGUCAUCCUCGAAUGUUGCUGCCGGGACCAAGCGUCCUCCUCUCACGCCCUGCAACAGCAAUGGCAGCAGUAGAAGUCUCGCUACAAGCGCAAGCAAAAAGAGGACUUCUCAGCCCAAGGAAAUCACUUGGACACCUCCGGCCCCGCUAGAUGAAGAAGGUGUUGCCAAGACUACCAACGAUAACACCACCGAAACGAACGAAUCCGAGAACAAUGCCGUUCGUCGUCCUCCCACUCGUUUGAGUUCUCUUAAAUCAAUCUGCUCGUCGGCAAGCAAUCGGACCUCGCCACCCACUCGAGAGGACCUCGAACGGGCUGCUCUUACCUUGAUGGCAGCGCAGCAGCACGGUGUUGCGGGGGCGGAUGAAUUGUACGAUAUUUUUGAUGGGGUCGCCAACUCUAGUCGCAGCCCCGGCAACCAAAUCGAAGACGAAGACGACGACGAGGGCGACCGGAAGGAGCCCACGACACCUAGAGACGAAGACGAAGACCGAGAAAUAGUCAUAUUGGGAUCGGAUACGGAUGUUCCCGAGACUAUUUCGGCUUCUACCAGCCAAGAAAAUGACGAGAAUGAAGUCUUUCCCUCAGACCGUCAGCGAAUCCUAAACCGAGGAGGAGCAUUUCAACCACGAUGCGGUCAUGGAAAUAGUCGACCGGGUAUCGGGACUAACGUAUAUACCAGUAGCAGUCGCACCCUAAGCUCAAUGUCUUCUAUUGGAGAAGAGGACCACCUAUUGGUUCCUAAGAGCUCACAACCACUACCUCAAAGCCCCCAGCACCAGCUUGGCCGAAUGGAAAGUUUUUCUCGUAUUCGAAGUUCUAGAACACUUGGGUCCCUGUCGACCAUCGAGGUCAUCGACGAGGAAGAAUCAGAAUUCGAUAUGCAGUCUUCCCUCGGCGACACUAGCAAUGGAUCAGUUUCUAUCUCUGCACCAACGCAUGGACAUCCUACCAAUGAAAAUGGCAUCGCAUUUGAAGAAGAGGAUGAAUGCCUCGAUCAUCGAGAUAGUGCUAGCAUGAGCAGUAAAACUGGCGACGGUCUUUGCAAUCCUUUCAAGGAGCAAUUGAACUUCUUGCGAGAAUGUUCCGACUCGCCCCAACAAACUCAAAAGGCGAUGGAAAUACUCUCUGAGACUAGCGAUGACGAAAACGGUAUCGAAGAAUUGGAUCUCUAUGGGAUGGAAAUCAUCGUGACUUCGAUGGAAUCACACGGUGAUGUUCGAGACGUCCAGCUGUGGGGAUGUCGUACCGUUUGGAACCUGAGCUCAUCCUCCCCUAGAGCCCGACACAACUUGACUCGGGCGGGAGCCGCAAAUGCCAUCACACAAGCCAUGAACAAAUUCCUAGAAACCGGAGAAGACCUACAAGAAUGGGCGAUCACUGCCAUCUCAAACCUUGCUAUCGAUGCCCAAAACACGAAGUAUCUGAUAGGCAAAGGUGACGAUGCAGUCGAGGCCAUUAUUACGGGAAUGGGGUACCACUCGGCAAUGACAGGAGUUCAGCAGAAGGGAUGCGAAGCAUUGAUGAACCUCGCAUCACACGACGAUCCAUCCCUUCGACUCAAAAUUAUGGAAAAGGGAGCCGGCGAAGCUAUCCUCUUUAAUUCGAUGGCCAUGCACGCAGACGACUCUACCGUCCAAGAAUCUGCCCUUUUGGCGGUGCGGAAUCUCUGUACCAACUGCAAUGAAAAUCAGAUGAAAUUCUUGGACUUGGGUGUAGUCGACCCAAUCUUGAGCGCUAUGCAGAAGCAUCGACGUGUGAGGAGUGUCCAGAAAGCUGGGGCAGGGGCCAUUUCCAUUCUUGCUGGAAAUAACUACGAAGGUAAGACAGUGAUAGAAGAUAACGGAGGAAUCGUGUUGAUACUUCGGGCGAUCUUAGAUCACUCAAAGAACUCAAUAGAUAGUGGAGACUCAGGCAUGAUUGAAUGGUGCACUCGUGCUAUGAUGGUUCUUGCCGUGGACUUCGUCUGCGAAAGUAACGAUUCAGACACCGUCCGAGCAACUGUAGCGGUUGACACAGUGGUUGAUGCCCUUUGCAAUGCUCCAGAUGAAAAGAAUGCUCAAAAACUUUCCCUGGCCAUUGCCGCUGUAAUCACCACAAUGGAGAGCCACGAAAGCAUCCCGAUCGUCCAAGAGACCGGGUGCGCAAUUCUUGGAGGUCUCUCCGAGCUUUUUGAGGAGGGUGUGGCGACCAACACCGCUCAGACAAAGAUGGAUAUCGUUGACAGUGGCGCCCUGGACGCGAUCAACAUGGCCAUGGUCCUGCACAAAAGCGAGCAAAGGGUUCAAGAACGAGCCUGUAGCCUGCUCUUGAGUUUAGCGAUCGAAGAAAACCACACGGCAAUGCAGGCUGCUGUCGGCGUUCGGCUGCUCCAGGAUGUGGCAAGGAAUCAUCCGGAACAGUGCAAGGAUCCAGUGGAAAAGAUGAUGCGACUAUUCGGUGUCGAAGAAACGAUCGCCUGAAAAACUGUCGUGGUAAACGGUCAGGUGCACUGCCUAGGAUGAAUGCAAUACA